AUGGAUGUGGACGAAGAUCCAGAUCCAGCGAUGCCACCGUCUGGGACGCCCACGCAUCCCAUUGAUGUUUCUAGCGGUUCUUCCUUUGCGGGAUCUCCCUAUCGAGGUCCCGAUGAAUAUCAAGAGUGGUUUGGGCAGUGGAAAUUUGAAUACACUCCCUCCCACCACAACACACCACCGCAGUGGACUCCUUCUGAGGAGCCGUACUUCCAAGCGGUCACGCCACCGCCACCGCCAGCACAAGAACAACCUCCGCCACCACCAGAACCUUUAAGGCGGAGGAGAAACGCACGAAUGUCCGUGCGAGGGGGUCCACGUUUUAGCACCCCACAAGCUUCUAGCAACUACCCUCCCAUUUUUGAAGAUCCACAAAUGGGUGGACCUUCAAACGCUAUGCCGGAAAUCAACAUUACACCGGCCACCUUUGCACCACCACCACCUCCAAUGGGUUUUGAAAACCCAAUUCCUGCUUACCUAAUACAACUGGUCAAUUAUAACGCUCUCUAUCCUUCACCCUUACCACCUGCAUACCCUACUGGGUAUCCUGCUUAUGGGUAUCAAUACCCUCCACCCCAACCACAGCCACAACCUCAACCUCAACCUCCACCCCAACAACAACAACAACAACAACAACAACAACAAGAAAUCUUGCAAAGGGUGCAAGAGGUUGAACGUAGGGUGGAAAGACAUGAUAGCAAGACCCAUAAGUUUCUUAAGGGUCUUGCAAAAUUUAUCAAAGGAAAGAAGGAUGAAGAUUGA
Messenger RNA from Helianthus annuus (common sunflower), 759 nucleotides. RefSeq names its product leucine-rich repeat extensin-like protein 2. The coding region runs from base 1 to 759 and encodes 252 amino acids. The transcript is spliced from 2 exons. The record is from RefSeq and is a predicted model, not a curated record. NCBI's taxonomy places the organism in Eukaryota, Viridiplantae, Streptophyta, Magnoliopsida, Asterales, Asteraceae.